This is a messenger RNA of Phasianus colchicus (ring-necked pheasant), 1077 nucleotides long. It is a transcript of the gene ARPC5L, whose product is annotated as actin related protein 2/3 complex subunit 5 like. Gene Ontology annotation, biological process: Arp2/3 complex-mediated actin nucleation; regulation of actin filament polymerization. NCBI's taxonomy places the organism in Eukaryota, Metazoa, Chordata, Aves, Galliformes, Phasianidae. The record is from RefSeq and is a predicted model, not a curated record. Gene Ontology annotation, cellular component: actin cytoskeleton; Arp2/3 protein complex.
UUCUCGCCCGGGGCGGGGCGGGCUCUGCGCUUCCGGUUCCUGUGAGGCGGAGCGAAAGGGGCGGUUCCGGUUCCGGUUCCGACGGCAUGGCGCGGAGCACGCUCUCGUCCCGCUUCCGCCGCCUCGACAUCGAUCAGUACGACGAGAACCGCUUCGUGGAGGAGCCCGAGGAGGCGGCGGCGGCGGAGCCCGACGCGAGCCCCGAGGUGGAGGCGCUGCUGAGGCAAGGCGAGGCGCUGCGCGCGCUGCACGCGGCCCUGCGGAGCGCCCCCGCCCAGACGCGCAGCGCGGCCCUGAAGGAGCAGGCGCAGGGAACCAUGCUCAAAGUCCUCACGUCUUUUAAAAGCAGUGAAAUCGAACAAGCGGUGAACUCCUUAGACAGAAAUGGUAUUGACUUGUUAAUGAAGUAUAUUUAUAAAGGAUUUGAAAAGCCAACAGAAAAUAGCAGUGCAAUAUUACUCCAGUGGCAUGAAAAGGCAUUAGCAGUAGGUGGACUAGGUUCCAUAGUAAGAGUUCUUACAGCAAGAAAGACUGUUUAAAGACUAUUAAUUCAAACCAAGACAGCUAUCGGUUCUGGACCCAGAAGAAGGAAGUAGCUGAAGUGACACUGGUCCAUCUUGAUUAGAGAUUGCAAUCUACUGAAAUACUAUGGAAACCUCCUCUUGGACUGCUUUUAACCUAUAAGGUGGAAAAAGAGUAAAGGUAUUCCUGUAUAUUCUGACUAUCACAUACAGGAGCCGAGACAUUCUCCUGAUUGCUUCUUUUAAGGCAGAGAGAAGGCAAACUCCUGCCUUCUACUACUGAAAGUGAGCAGGUAUUUUCAGAUGUUGCUUUAUCAAAGUGUGGUGAUCCAAGAUCCUGUCUGUACUGCUUAUUUAAGAGGGAGCUAUGAUCUUCACAAAUGCAAUUCUGACAGUUUAUGAAUGGGAGAAGGGUUUAUUAGAAAGAUGAUUUUGUAUAUAUAUGUGUGUAUAUAUAUAGAUAGAUAGAUACAGUCACAGGACAGCUGGACUAUGGGAUUGGUUUCAUUGUAAAGUGCCUGCUGCAUCAAUAAAGUUCUUGGAUCAUACAAGUUAA